Molecule: messenger RNA, 3164 nt
Organism: Maniola jurtina (meadow brown)
Lineage: Eukaryota; Metazoa; Arthropoda; Insecta; Lepidoptera; Nymphalidae
Product: solute carrier family 41 member 1-like
Exons: 12
Coding region: 289-1779 (496 amino acids)
Biological process (GO): monoatomic cation transport
Cellular component (GO): plasma membrane
Molecular function (GO): monoatomic cation transmembrane transporter activity
Source: RefSeq, a predicted model, not a curated record
CGCGAACUUUAACGACAGUCAGCUCACAGCCGUCGCACGAGUUAUACUUGUCAAACGUAAAUGUCAAAUGUUCCAGCGCAAAAUCCGCGAAAGAUGUAAUUGCAUUCCGUGUUUAGACUUUAGAACCACAGAAUAUAGACUGCAUGGGUUAAAAGAACUGACCAGUGUACAUUUGUAAAUAUUUUUUUAAAGUGUUUUUGUUUAGUGUAAAUAAUUUAAUUUUAAAUCUAUAAAAUCCUGUGAUAUUAGUAUUUAAGUAAGAGCGCCGGAGGGAUUAAAACCGCAAGCAUGGUUGGAGCACCCGAUGUCGUCAAGCCUUCUGAGAAAGUUGAAUCCUACUCGCCUCACAUCAACGGCAACCCGAUAUUCACCAUCAGCGAUGAGAUUGGCAGCCCGGACAGCGGAUACACCAUGGCGUCGAUAAACUCCAACGGUGACCUCAAGAGCCCUGGAGACCCGCCGGACAAGAAGAUCACCGACGCGGAUGCGGAGAAACAGCCUUUGUCCGGGAAGAAGGAAGAAAGAUGGUGGAACACGCUGAUGCAGGUGGCCGUCCCGUUCUUCAUCGCCGGCUGCGGAACCAUCGGCGCCGGUCUCGUCCUCGGCAGUAUCAGGAAUUGGGAAGUGUUCCUGAAAGUGAAUGCCAUAUUCGUCCUGGUGCCAUCUCUAUCUGGGUUAAAAGGUAAUUUGGACAUGUGCCUUGCAUCCCGGCUGUCGACGCAAGCGAACCUGGGGAACAUGACGUCGUCGCGAGAAGUCAUAUCCAUGGUGGUCGGAAACAUAUCAUUAGUUCAGGUACAAGCAAUAGUGGCUGCGACAGUGGUGGCGAUAUUCGCGGUGACAGUGAACACCAUCGCCGACAGAGCUUUCAACGGGAGCUACGUGCUGCUGCUCAUCGCCUCAGCUGUGUUCACCGCGACGACCACUUGCUUUGUGUUAGAUUUCGUGAUGGUUAUGGUGAUAUUCGGGUCACAGAAGUUCAAAGUAAACCCGGACAACGUGGCUACGCCUCUCGCUGCCUCCAUUGGCGACAUCGUCAGCAACUCGGUUCUCGCAGUCACCGCACAGUACAUGUUUGAGCAGAUCCAAAUAUCGCUGUGGCAGCCGAUCGCCCUGCUGUGCGUGUACUACAGCCUGCUGCCGAUCUGGGUGUUCAUCGUGUGGAGGAACAAGUACACCAAGACGGUGCUCACGACCGGCUGGACGCCAGUGAUUUCUGCACUCUUCAUCAGCGGUGUCGGGGGCAUAGUCCUAGAUCAAGCGGUAGACCAGUUCCCAGGCUAUGAAGUAUUCCAGCCCAUAGUGAACGGCAUCGGUGGCAACCUGGUCUGCGUGCAAUCCUCGCGGCUGGCAACACAUCUGCAUCAAACGGCGAUUCCCGGGGAACUGCCUGAGAACACAAGGCUCAUCGAGUGGCCGUGGAAGACGCUAUUCUAUGGAACAACGGCAGCGAAGGUGGCGCGAAUGCUGCUGAUCCUGGCGCUGUGCGGGCAGAUCGUGUUCAUGUUUGUGGCUGACUUCAUCUUCCAGGGUUUGGUUACUAUCCAAGUCGCGUUUGGCAUCACUUACGUCGCGUGCUCUCUUGUGCAGGUUAUGGUGCUAUUAUACCUGGCGUACAUCCUGAUCCAUUUCAUGUGGAAGAAGAAGAAGGACCCGGACAACGCGGCCAUCCCCUACCUGACGUCACUCGGCGAUCUCCUCGGCUCAGUAUUCCUCGGUCUAGCGUUCCUAAUCCUGUCCCUCUUCGGUAUGGAGUACGGCAACAACGUGCCAAAAUAGGGUGCUUAGAAUGUGGCUGAAAACCCAAAGGAAGCUUGUGGAAUUUUUUGACGCACUAUAAAAAUGCUACAUUCAAUUCGGCCGGCGUAGGAGUCGGCGAAAUACUUGGUGUACAAAAGUCUGUUUAACUCGUAAAUAACUGUCAAAAUUAACGCGAAUUAUCGGAAUAUGCUUGAGUAGUGUGAAUUCCGUCUGGAGUUCUCACUCUUUUCUUUCUUCUUCUUAGGCAGGCUCCCGCACUUAAAGGUUUCCGUCUGUUGUGCGUGUAUAGCCUCUCCCCGCCGAAGUCUUCACUCCAGCCAUCCAAGCUCGCUUCAGAAGCCGAGUAGACCGCCCAGAUCGCCGACUUCUGGCUGGGGAUCUUAAGUAUUGUUCGCGUUGUUCCGCCACACCCGUGCACUGUAGCAGCAUGUCUGUCGGUGUUUCAUCUACCCCCAUGCAGGCCCUGCACAGAGGACUGUCGGUGACACCUGUAAAUGUAAAAGGUGUUUGUUUAGUAUCCUUACUUAUGAGCAGAUUUGCGUGAAGUAAACUGCGUAUGCCAAGGACAGCAACACGAAGUGUGAAGGGAGUAGUUGAGGUUAAAGGGGAGGUGGCACUACAUCAGCUCCGCCUGCUGUUCAUCAUCGCUGGCGUCGUUGACAUAAUUCUGUUUGCCUUGUGCCCCAAAAAAGAACUCUGAUCGUGAAUCUGCGCAUGUGAUUUAUCGAUCUAUUUGUAUGUACAUGAUGAUGCGCAACGGCGGGAGUGUAUUCUGCCGCGCGAUUAAUCUGUCAGUCAAUUUUCGUUUUCCACGCCUUAUGGAAGAACAGUAGGUACCUAUACGCAGACACACCCUCAGCCAUAUUCAACCAAAGCGCUUUUUACCCAUUACCUAUUUAUUGGCAAAUGUGAAAAAACUGAUACUGACUUUUGACCGCCACGUGCAACAAAAUCGUCGCACUUCCUCGCCGGCCCUUAAGGUACAUCCACAUCUGCGCACGCUCACGAACUGUGCACACAACGCGCACCAAAUAUAUGGACCCAUUAUUGUCUCUCAGGUGCAUAUCGUAAACGCGUAUAAUAUCUCCUUUGUACUCUUUGAACGCGACUUGUACGCGAACCGCUCGGAAACCACUCGUGGACACGUUCACAUUAUGUUCUUAUCAUGCGUGUUGACUUCUUUCCUCACUCUGGGCUGGUUUCCGCACUUAAACGUUUCCGUCUAUCAUGCGUGUUGUGUGCUCGGUUCGUGUGCGUGGGCAGGUUGGAUCUGCCCUUAGAUAUAACCAAUAUUUGCGUAUGGCUAUCGCGCGAUGCCAAAAUGUAUUUUGCUAACCGAAUGCCAUCCAUUUAUUUUUGUAUUCGCGUUGUUUUGAAUGGAAUGAAGUCGUAAUGCUCGCAAA